This is a messenger RNA of Pleuronectes platessa (European plaice), 2386 nucleotides long. It is a transcript of the gene orc3, whose product is annotated as origin recognition complex, subunit 3. NCBI's taxonomy places the organism in Eukaryota, Metazoa, Chordata, Actinopteri, Pleuronectiformes, Pleuronectidae. The coding region runs from base 103 to 2277 and encodes 724 amino acids. Gene Ontology annotation, molecular function: DNA replication origin binding. The record is from RefSeq and is a predicted model, not a curated record. The transcript has 20 exons. Gene Ontology annotation, biological process: DNA replication; DNA replication initiation. Gene Ontology annotation, cellular component: DNA replication preinitiation complex; nuclear origin of replication recognition complex; nuclear pre-replicative complex.
CUACGUCACGUUGGCGGGAGGUGGUAGCUGCCGUCAUUUUAAAUCCACAUUUUCUUUCCACUCAACUUCCAGCGUUGAACUCUGAUAUAAAACUGUCCUGACAUGUCGACUUCAUCUGUGUCGAAGGGCUGUUUUGUUUUCAAACCAAGUGCGAAGAAGAAGAAGAAGCAGCUGAGUUUAGAGGACCAUUUCACUGACGGCUGUGAAGGUGCUGAAAACAGUGAAGUACGAUUCAAGCUCUGUCAGCUUCUGUGGGAGCGAAUCAAAACAGACACAGAGGUCUUACAGGAUGAGCUCAACAGGAAAGUCCUGGACAGUUUGUUGGACCUAACCAGGAAAUGCUCUUCCACUCGUCAACACAGUGACUGGGCGUCGAAGAUGAGAGCCAGUGAGAUACCCACUGCAGCUCUAGUCCUUGGUGUGAACGUCCCAGAUCAUGACAUGACCUUCCAGAGUCUGUCGGAGCAGCUCCAGCAGUCUGUCACCCCUCAUGUGGCCUCGGUCCAGGCCAAGGAGUGUGGAACAUUGAAGCAUUUGAUGAAGAGGGUGCUGGAGAAGUUAACAGGCACAGAUGUGGCCGUGGAUGAUGAUGAGGAAGAGGAGGAGGCUGAGCAGACGAGUGCUCCGCUCCUCAAGGGCGCCCACUGCUCCCUCGGUACACUGUGCGACUGGUACAACACAAAAAGAAAGAAAUCCAGCGGUGGUACUCCUGGAAAGAAGCGAAGUUCUCCAGCCAAAGAUGAGCAACAACAGCCUCCUGUCGUAAUUAUUUUUAAAGACUUGGAGGCUUUCAAUCCAAGGGUUCUUCAAUCCUUCAUCCUCAUCUGCAGUCUGUACAUCGAACGUCUGCCGCUGAUGUUCAUCUUCGGCAUCGCCACGUCACCCAGCACCAUCCAGCACAUGUUGCCUCACUCUGUGUCCUCCCUGCUGUGCAUAGAGCUCUUCCAGUCCCUGUCCUGCACCCAGCAUCUGGCCACAGUCAUAGACAAGUUUAUCCUGACACAUCAGUUCCCGUUUAAGCUCAAUGGCAAAGUGAUGCAGGUGCUGAUCAGCAUUUUCCUCUACCACGAUUUCUCAGUGAGAAACUUCAUCAAGGGGGUUCAGCUGGCUCUGCUGGAGCACUUUCACUCGCAGCCUCUGAGCGUUUUGUGCUGUGCGAAGAAGGAGGCUCUUCUGAACGUGACACAGCUCAGUGUCCGCGACCUGGAGAGGAUCAGACAGCUGCCGUCGUUCAAGAGGUAUGUAGAGAGGCAGGAAACUGAGGAGCAGGUUCGUCUGUUGAAGGACGAUGGUUAUUUAAAGGAUGUGUGUCAGAGGCUGAUAAAAGACCUUCGCAAAUACCACAAGAACUACUACCCCGUCCUGAGAUGCCUCCACACGCUGGCCUCGUCAUUACCUCGCUACCCUCUCGGGAAACAGAUCAGGGAGCUCCAUUUAAUUUGCCUCGAGAAGAACGUGUGGGAGAAUGAAGAUUACCAGUCGGCCAUGAAGCUUCUGAAGAUGCUGGCGAAAGAAGAGCUGGUCAUGCUGCUUCAGAGGUGUGCUGAGAUUCUGCAGCAGGUCAAGUCAAAGAAGAUGAAGAACGCUCUUAACCAGCUUGAGGAGAUGCUCAUCAAAUUCAAGCAGUUGGACACAGCGAAGGCAGCUGUUGAAUCUGUCCCUGAUGUGGAAGAGAGCUUCACGUCUCCAGUGAAAAACCUUCAAAAGAAAACAGAUCUCUUCCAGCUGCAGAAGACGCUGCUGGAGCUGAAUGAGUCUCGGAGAUCCAAGAAACUCAGUCCGUUUGAGGUUCUACGCAAUGAAGCCAUUGAUUUUAUCGAUGGCCUAGUGAAGAGUCACCUGUCUCCCCCAGAGUCUCAGACCCUGAACGAAGUCUGCUACUACAGCUCGUCUGCCACAGUGAGACGCCACCUCAACGCUACACCUCGCACCUCCAUUCAGGCUGCUCUCAACACCCCCUACUACUACAUCCAGAAUGACAGCCUGAAGACCGAGGACGGGUCGGUCUCUAAUGCUGCUCCUGAUAUCUGCAUCGCUUACAAGCUGCACCUGGAGUGCGGCAGACUCAUCAACCUCUUUGAUUGGCUAGAAGCUUACGCCACCGUGGUUUCUGGAGCGGAGGGUAACGAUCCAGAUUCUGAAGAUUUUGGGAAAGUGGAUCAAGUCAAACACGCUCGUUUCAUCCAAGCCGUAUCGGAACUCGAGUUUCUGGGCUUCAUUAAAUCCACCAAGCAGAAGACGGACCAUGUGGCUCGACUCACCUGGGGGGGCUGCUGACCACCGGAAGAAAAGACCUGAGCGUCUCCGUUUACUGUGGCGCUUAUCAAGUGGAAGUUGGAUCUAUAUUUGUUAAUGUUUGUUUUGCUAAUAAAAGAUAUGUAGCGAA